Molecule: messenger RNA, 1002 nt
Organism: Ipomoea nil (Japanese morning glory)
Lineage: Eukaryota; Viridiplantae; Streptophyta; Magnoliopsida; Solanales; Convolvulaceae
Exons: 1
Coding region: 1-1002 (333 amino acids)
Molecular function (GO): nucleic acid binding; RNA-DNA hybrid ribonuclease activity
Source: RefSeq, a predicted model, not a curated record
AUGUGGCGUCUACUGCGAAGACUGCUACCUUUCCCGAAUGUUCUUCAAAGCUUUGGUUUUUGGUUGCCUUCGGUCUGCCCUAUCUGCUUAGCUGCAAGCUCGAGCAUGGAGCACUGCCUCUACCAUUGCAGUGGCGUCCAGAUGGUAUGGAGGCAUUUUGACAAAAUUUUUGGCUUUGGCUCACGCGGCGGCAUCUCGGUGAGGGAGGUUUUCCAGAAUUGGUGGCUCCAUGACUCCUCAUCGCUUGGUGGCUACGCAUGUUUGCUCCCUUGCCUUGUUCGGUGGACUUUGUGGGCUGCUUACAAUGAAUGUCUUUAUAAUGGUACACCCUUUUCCCCCUCAAGAACUAUUCGAAAGAUUAAAUCGGAAGCGCUUUUGCUCUCCCUUGCUCGGAAGCCGCGCUGUAAGGGAUCAAUGGGCAGUCUUCUGGUUGCUGAAGGCUUGAUUGCCCACAUUUAUUCUCCGCUACGACGUACUACAGUUUGGGUCAAGUGGAUGGCUCCGCCGUCGGUGAGAUUAAAGUUGAACUCGAACGCCUCUUUCUCUGUGCACGGCGUGGCUGGUGGCGCCUGCCUAAGGGACGCAAGCGGCCAUCUUGUAGUGGGUUUAUGCUAUCGUCUUGGCGCUGCAUCCUCAGCUCUUGAAGCGGAGGCUCUAGCAUUACAAAAUGCCAUUUUGUGGUGCGAGGUCACUGCGACACGGCCUCACUUGGUUGAGGCUGACUCACUUACUCUAGCAAAAUGUGUGUCCUCGCCGAGGGAGUUGAUACCGUGGAGGAUACGUGAGCCAGUUCUCUACAUCCGGGCUUGCCUUUCAGAAUGGGGCUCUACCAUUCGACAUGUCUUCCGGGAAGCAAACCAGGUGGCAGAUGCACUAGCAGAGGAAGCUCUCAACACUGAUCCCAAAGUUUUCAGUAGCUUUGUUCUUAUGCCUAACAAGGUUAAAUUAGCUAUGAUGUAUGAUCUAAGAGGCUUCGCUUCUCACCGGAUUGUUCGCAUUUAA